This is a messenger RNA of Maylandia zebra (zebra mbuna), 2932 nucleotides long. NCBI's taxonomy places the organism in Eukaryota, Metazoa, Chordata, Actinopteri, Cichliformes, Cichlidae. The record is from RefSeq and is a predicted model, not a curated record.
GGUCCUUCCAUCCCCCCUUCAUCCCUCCGUCCUCACCCCUGUAGCCUCCAGCGGCUCCUCUCUCCUCCUAUAAGCCCGGAUCACCUGCUCGGUGGUCGGUGGUCAGCUUUGGACCGUGGAGUCCCGGGUUUCUCGGCUCGGCGCCCUCCUCCAGGGGUUAGGAGGAGCGCCGGGGGCAUCCUCGAGGUUUCUGCCGGGCUUCGUGUCAACCGCCAGCGAGAGCCAUGGCUCAGAGCGCCGGGAAAGACGAGGCUCGACCCGCUCCCGGAUGCCCGUGAUGCGGGGUCUGAUCGCGCCACAGAACACCUUUUUGGAUACUAUCGCCACUCGUUUUGAUGGCACCCACAGCAACUUCGUCCUGGGGAAUGCUCAGGUCCAGUCUCUCUAUCCCAUUGUCUACUGCUCCGAUGGCUUCUGCGAACUGACCGGCUUUGCCCGCGGCGAGCUGAUGCAGAAGAGCUGCAUGUGUCACUUUCUGUACGGGAGUGAGACCAGCAACCCUCUCACCACACAGAUGCAAAAAGCUUUGGAUGAACGCCGGGAGUUCAAGACUGAAAUCAUUCUGUACAAGAAGAGCGGCUCUAAGUUCUGGUGUCUGUUGGACAUUGUUCCCAUCAAGAACGAGAAGGGCGAGGUGGUUCUGUUCCUGGUCUCACAUAAGGACAUCACAGAAAACAAGGACCAGGACCGUGACAAUGAAUCUGACAUUGAUGAGGAAACUGGUCUGGAGAUUCGCCAGAUCAGCUGCCCCUCAGGCUGUAACAUGGAGCGCCGGCGCAGUCGGGCUGUCCUCUAUCAGCUGUCGGGACACCUGCAGAAACAGGACAAAACCAAGAGCAAGCUGAAGAUCAACAAUAGCGUUCUCGGAGCCAAUGCGAACCCUGUCCCCGAGUAUAAGGUGGCCGAUGUCCAAAAAUCCCGUUUCAUCCUCCUUCACUACGGUGCAUUCAAGGCCGGCUGGGAUUGGCUGAUCUUGUUGGCCACUUUCUACGUGGCCAUCACAGUUCCCUAUAACGUUUGCUUCACAGCUGUGGAAAUACGAGAGGACGGCGGCUCGGCAGCGCGAAACCCACCGAGUGUCAGCGAUAUCUUGGUGGAGAUACUUUUUAUCAUUGAUAUCGUGUUGAACUUCCGAACAACUUACGUGAGCACGUCGGGUCAGGUGGUCUACGACGCCCGUUCUAUAUAUAUUCACUACGUCACGUCCUGGCUGUCUGUGGAUCUGAUUGCCGCCUUGCCCUUUGACCUGCUCUAUGCCUUCAAUAUCAGUGUGAACUUCGGCGUUCACAUGCUGAAGACGGUGCGCCUGCUACGCCUUUUACGCCUCCUGCAGAAGCUGGAUCGUUACUCCCAGUACAGCGCUGUGGUCCUCACACUGCUCAUGUCCACCUUUGCACUGCUGGCCCACUGGAUGGCCUGCGUGUGGUACUUCAUUGGGCGCAGCGAGAUCGAAAGUAAUAGCCUCACCUCUUGGGAUAUAGGCUGGCUCCAUGAACUGGCCAAACGCUUGGGAACGCCAUACUUUAUGGCACCGCUGACCUCCCUGCUGGGAGUCUCUGAAUCGCCUCAAGACACUGUGACAGCAGGACUAAGCAAUUACAGCCAGUGGAACGGCUCUAGUUUGGAGCCACUGAACGGGGCGAGCGUGUUGGAUUCAGGCCAGUGGAAUGGCAGCAAGACCAGAGUGAGGGCACCGAAUGGCUCAGGGAUGACAGUGAGCGGCGGACCGUCUGUCAGGAGCUCCUACGUGACAUCACUCUACUUUGCCCUGAGCAGUCUGACCAGUGUGGGCUUUGGCAACGUUUCGGCCAACACGGACUCUGAGAAGAUCUUCUCCAUCUGCACCAUGCUGAUCGGAGCAUUAAUGCAUGCUGUGGUUUUUGGUAACGUGACCGCCAUCAUCCAGAGGAUGUACUCACGUCGCUCCCUCUACCACACCCGCACCAAGGACCUGAAGGACUUUAUUCGUGUGCACAGGUUACCCAAGGUGCUGGAGCAACGCAUGAUGGAGUGUUUCCAGACAACCUGGUCUGUCAACAACGGUAUUGAUGUCAGUGAGCUGCUGAAGGACUUCCCGGAUGAGCUCAGAGCCGACAUCGCGAUGCACUUGAAUAAAGAGCUGCUGCAGCUGUCGCUCUUUGAAUCGGCCAGCAGGGGGUGUCUGCGCUCCCUCUCCCUGAUCAUCAAGACCUCCUUUUGCGCUCCGGGGGAGUUCCUCAUCCGCCAGGGUGACGCGCUCCAGGCUAUCUACUUUGUAUGCUCCGGCUCCAUGGAAGUCCUGAAGGACAACACUGUGCUGGCCAUUUUAGGUCGCGGUGACUUGAUUGGCUCUGACUGUCUGACACAGGAGGAAGUUAUAAAGACCAACGCCUGUGUGAAAGCAUUAACCUACUGUGAUCUGCAGUACAUCAGCCUCAAAGGGCUGCGUGAGGUGCUCUGCCUCUAUCCCGAUUACGCUCAGAAGUUCAUCACGGAAAUCCGGAACGAUCUGACGUACAAUCUACGAGAAGGGCACAACACUGAGGGAGACUGUGAGAGUAAUGGAGGAAUCAUGAAAAAGCUUCCUUCCAUUAAGGAAGAUGAGGAGGGCUCAGGGUCCGAGGGCGAACGCUCCCCUCUGCCCAAGAUGUCAUCCCUUGGCAGGCUGGGCCGCGGCCUGCGUUCCCCCCUCCGCUCCCCUCUUCGCUCCCCGCUUCUGCCGCCGAGGCCCCUCCGGCCAGCAAGUGAUCCCGUCCGGCCCUCCAGCCUGCAGAUCCCUGUUGUGAGCUUCAGCUGCCUGCAGCCGGACCUCAGCCCUCGGUUUGUGGAUGGGAUCGAGACAGAAAACCAGAGCGGUUCAAUUCCGAGAUUUGAUUUUUCUCCCAGUGCAACCCAGAGCUUUCUGCCCGGCCCGGAUUCAGCCACCUCAGCUCAGUGGGUAUCAGACUUCUGA